Molecule: messenger RNA, 396 nt
Organism: Racocetra persica
Lineage: Eukaryota; Fungi; Glomeromycota; Glomeromycetes; Diversisporales; Gigasporaceae
Source: the annotation of a GenBank genome assembly
AUGAUCGCUCGUGCAGCUGAAGAAAAUGUAUCGAUAUUUCGUCAAGAAGGAACUUUGCCACUUGAGGAUGUUGUUAUUUCAUACAUUAAAAAAGCAUUGGAAGUAGGCAACAGCUGGCCAAACACAAAAUAUGCUCUAAUGCAAAUGUAUGCUGUACAUUCAAAAGAACCAAAAUUAGUUCAUACAAAAUCAUAUGAGGAACUGUGUAAAAUUUAUGGCUUGGAAACUUUUUUAGAAAAAGCAAACUUAACUACACGGUUGACAAAAAAUGGAAAAAAUUUGGUCAAAUCUGAUUUUUCUAACAAAUUAGAAAAUACAACUAAUAAUAGAAGAAAACAUCUAGAAGAAUAUCAAUCAGAAUUUGAGGCAAAUAAGAUAAAAAAGGCUAAGUGGUAG